GUGCAGUAUGGCUCCAGUUCCCUGGCUAUGUUGAUGGACCCUUGGGAUAAAUUUGGAAAUUCUAACCCAGUUCAAGAAUCAACCUCUCCCAGAAACUCUGAGAACAAUUUGGGAAGAAAACCUUACCUUUUGGGAGUAGACUCUUUUGCUCCAAAACUCUGGAGCACUGAAGGCAUGGGAGAUUCCUAUGCAGCCACUUUCCCAAAUGGGAAUGGAUUGAUGUCACCUUCAGCAAGCCCUCAAGCUUCCACCACUUACAGCAAUGAUUACAGUCCUUUCCCCCAUUCCUUCUCAGCCUCACCCACAACUCAAGAUCCUUCUUCGUUGCUGGUGCCUAAGGGGCAUCUAUCCCCUGAUUGUCUCCCCAGUGUCUAUACCUCCUUGGACAUGGCACACCCUUAUGGCUCCUGGUACAAAGCUGGCAUCCACCCAGGCAUCUCUACCAGCUCUAGCAACCCUACGGCUUCUUGGUGGGAUAUGCAUUCCAACAGCAACUGGUUGAGUUCUCAGCCACAAUCAGAUGGACUCCAGGGUUCCUUACAGUCCAUGCCGAGUCAGGCACCCAUCAGCCCCCAGCUACCCAGUUACACUUCUGAGUUCACAACUUUGAAUCCUGCUCCUUACCCUGCAGUGGGCAUUACUUCUUCAUCACACCUUCUCCCUUCAGGACAACAUGUGCUACCCCAAGAAAUGUACAAACCCAAGCCAGUGGCCAACAACUCCCUGAUGGAAGGUGGGAUUGCCUUGAAGCCUGGAAGAGGGGGCUCCUUUGGUAGCACAACCGGCAGGUCUACUUGUGACUGCCCUAAUUGCCAAGAACUAGAACGGCUUGGGGCCUCGGCAGCCAGCCUGCGGAAGAAGCCUAUCCACAGCUGCCAUAUCCCAGGCUGCGGGAAGGUCUACGGGAAAGCCUCGCAUCUGAAAGCCCACCUGCGAUGGCAUACUGGGGAACGUCCUUUUGUAUGCAACUGGCUCUUCUGCGGCAAGCGUUUUACGCGCUCAGAUGAGCUGGAGCGCCAUGUUCGCACCCAUACCCGGGAGAAGAAAUUUACCUGUUUACUCUGUAACAAGCGCUUCACUCGUAGCGACCACCUCAGCAAGCAUCAGAAGACCCAUAAUGAAAUGGGAGUGGGCAAACCGCCAGAAGGUGAAGUGGAGCGAGAAGAGGUUGCUACAGUGGCUAGUUCGCCCAGCACUGCAGCCCUUCAAGAUGGCCUGGCUGGAGAGGAAAAAGAUGCCACCAGCCCUGAGCAAAGCAGUCUCCUGGAAAUCUAAUGGGUACUGCGUGUGCUCCAGCUUGCUUACUUCGUACCAUCUCCACCAUUCUUCUUUGAGUGCUUCCCGCUAAAUAAUUUAUUUGUGGAUGAAACACAACCGCUGUUGCCGUUAGCCGUUCCUCUAGCUAAGAUUGUACCUUAUGUAAAGCUUCCCUAACCCCAAUCCAGAAGCCGAAUUCAGCUGGGACCUCAGAAGGUCUAUGACUUUGUGGCUAAAGACUCGGAGGCAAAAUCUGAAGCUGCAUCCUCUAUUGUUCCUUAAGCUGUUAAAACCAAAAUAGCUUCCCUGCGGAGGUCUCUAUGUGAUCACUUGGAUAAUGGCCAAAACGUUGAACUCGUAAUAUCAUGCAUAGGACUAGCCAAGUAGCAGGCUGGGCUGGACUGAAAUAAAUUGUUCUCAGGGUAUGUAUAGGAAUCACUUUCCAUCUUAUGUAAACCCAACUGAGCAUAUGAUUCUGAGCAACUCUCUUAACUUCUAGCACCCGUAGGUGAUGGGAAAACACAAGGACCUUCUUUGCAAUUAGAACACUGUAUCUGCACCAUUGAGCGUGCCCUUGUUCCCAGACACUAGUGCAACCUCUUACUCAGAAGAUAAUAGUCAAAUAGUCAUCUCGCAGUGAGAUGAGCAACAAACAAAUUUGAUAAGUACAUAAAUUAAUAAGUUGGUUAGCUUCAGAUGCUGAAAGAGUGCUUAUUAUAGCUUUAAGAGCUGCAAGGGGAAAAAUAGAGCAAGUAAUGGCUCUUCAGGUGACUGAUAGCGUUGAUGAGAAGCCACAGCUGGUAAAACUGUGCCUAUUUGUCAAGCUCUUUAAGAUUUGUAAGCCCUGGCAGGAUCCAGAUAUGGAAUUUUUAUUACUAAGCCUCCACCCUUUCUUUAAAUAAACUUGGAAGCUACUGGUUAGAAAUUAUUGCUUCAGUAAAUAUAAAGGGAACUUUUGCUAUUAAAAUCCCAUCCUAUUUAAAAUUAAAAGUCUUGGUUCUGGGCAAUAGGAGGCCUUAGGUAAUAAUUACGGAAGGACAAAUUAGCAGCCAAUUAUACAGCCAUCACUCUUUCAUCAGUAUAAACCGAGAUUCUAUUCUCCCUUGAGUUCUGUCCAUGUUUUUUUGUUUUUUUAUGAAGAUCAGCAAGGAUUGUGCAAUUUAUUGGAUCAUGCAGUGAUCACCAAAGAAGAUUUUGGCAUUUCACAGGUAGAAUUUCUGCCUGUUCCCCUGGUUUUGUAUGAAUGUCACACAUGAUGGCAAGAGCUAAUUUGGGCCUUAUUUUAAAUAUUAGGGACAUGACCUUAUACAGUACAAAUGGACUGUUCCACGGAAGUGCAGAAAUAGAGAAAUUUAAGUGUUCUUUACCAAGGUAAAGGAAGUUGAAGAGGAAAACCAAUAAUUUCAUAGGAGAAAUAAGAAGAAUAGCUCACAAGAUGUCCCAUAUAGGUGCUACAAAGCUGUUUUGAACCUUUCUCUUCCCGUAUAUUUAAUCUAAAAAUAUAUUUAUCCUUAAAUUAUGAUGAAAAAUAAAUAGAGGUGAGGAGGU
Molecule: messenger RNA, 2805 nt
Organism: Thamnophis elegans (Western terrestrial garter snake)
Lineage: Eukaryota; Metazoa; Chordata; Lepidosauria; Squamata; Natricidae
Gene: SP7
Product: Sp7 transcription factor
Exons: 1
Coding region: 28-1275 (415 amino acids)
Biological process (GO): regulation of transcription by RNA polymerase II
Molecular function (GO): DNA-binding transcription factor activity, RNA polymerase II-specific; RNA polymerase II cis-regulatory region sequence-specific DNA binding
Source: RefSeq, a predicted model, not a curated record